Messenger RNA from Cetraspora pellucida, 632 nucleotides. Lineage: Eukaryota; Fungi; Glomeromycota; Glomeromycetes; Diversisporales; Gigasporaceae. The record is from the annotation of a GenBank genome assembly.
CUCCAAACAAAAAGAGUAUUGAGGUUACUACAGCCUUUUGCCGUAUUCCUGGAUGCAAAGUAUCAUAUGCUUUUCACAGAUCAAUAACAAAUUUACUAGAUCACCUUCAAAAAAAACAUAAUAUAACUAAAGAAAGUGAAUAUAAUAAAUAUAUUCAACAAAAUAGUUCUGAAAAAAAACUUAUUCAACAAAAGCUUGAACAUAUUCUAAUAAAGCCAUAUGAUUUAAAAAAACAAGAAAAAAUAAUUCAAAAGCUUUUAAAGCUAAUUGUUAGAGAAGAACUUUCUCUUAUUCUUAUAGAAUGCAAAUGGUUUAGAAAAUUUGUUAAUUAUAUUGAUUCUCGCUUUAAAAUUCCAUGCAUUAAUAAUGAUUUUGAAUUGUGUGAAACAUUAUUAGAAAUUGAAGAAUUUAAAUACGAACAUACAGCAGAAAGAAUUGCACAAUUUCUUGAAGCUGCAAUAGAAAAAUGGUCAAUUCAAAAUAAAGUUAUUACAAUGUCAACAGAUAAUGGGUCUAAUAUUAAAGCAGCUUUUCAUCACUAUCUUUCUCAUAUAAUUAACAUUCCAUGUGUUGCACACACACUUCAACUAAGUGUUAAACAGAGUAUUAUCGCUGCUAAGUCUUUAUUUUAG